AUGGACGGACGCCUGCCGCUUGGCUUGGCUCCUCUCCUCCUCUCGCCUCGCGUCGCUUCUCCCCCACUCCACUCUGCCUCCCCCCUCGCGGCGCCCUCUGAUCUGAUGCCGGGGAGGCCCUGAUGGCGGCGGCGGGAGCUGGAGCGGCCGGCGGCGGCGGGGGAACCGGGGGCGGGGAGGGCUCCUCCUCCCCGGCGGGCGUCGCGAUCGGGCCCCACCACCAUGGGGCCGCGGAAGAGGCCAUGUGGCAAAUGACUUUAGGAGGAGGAGAAUCUAUGGAACAUGGUCCCUUCCCUGAGAGAAUUGGAGAACCAGACUGUAGUUAUUAUAUGAGGACUGGACUUUGUAGAUUUGGGGCAACGUGCAAGUUCAAUCACCCGCCAAACAGGAAGCUGGCUGUUGCCGCUGCAAGGAUGAAAGGGGAGUAUCCUUAUAGAGUUGGUCAACCAGAGUGUCAAUAUUAUCUGAAGACUGGGACAUGCAAGUUUGGAGCAACAUGCAAGUUUCAUCACCCCAGAGAAAAGGCUGCGAUUGCAACACGAGUACAGUUGAAUGUUCUAGGUUACCCAAUAAGGCCGAAUGAGAAGGAAUGUGCUUAUUAUUUGAGAACAGGGCAGUGCAAAUUUGCGAGCACAUGUAAAUUUCAUCAUCCACCGCCCUCCAAUACGAUGGUUGCUGUACGUGGCUCUAUUUAUUCACCUGGGCAAUCUGCAACCUCUCCUGGUCAACAUACAUAUCCUGGGGCUGUUACUAAUUGGACUUUGUCAAGAUCUGCAUCAUUUAUUGCAAGUCCUCGGUGGCCUGGUCAUUCAGGCUAUGCACAAGUGAUUGUUCCCCAGGGCCUUGUUCAAGUUCCAGGGUGGAAUCCUUAUGCUGCACAAAUGGGCUCAUCUUCUCCAGAUGACCAACAACGAACACCUGGAACGACUCAAUACUAUGCUAGCUCACAUCAAAGUGAAACAACUGGUAUGGGUGAACAUGGAAUGUAUCCAUCAUACCAAGCAGGUUCUGUUCCUGUUGGACUUUAUGCAGUACAAGGAGAGAACAUAUUUCCUGAGAGACCUGACCAGCCUGAGUGUCAGUUCUAUAUGAAAACCGGAGACUGCAAGUUUGGUGCUGUUUGCAAGUUUAAUCACCCUAAGGAGCGGCUGAUUCCUGCUCCAAACUGUGCAUUGAGUCCAUUAGGUCUUCCACUUCACCCGGGAGAGCCUGUCUGCACCUUCUAUUCUCGUUAUGGCAUCUGCAAGUUUGGUCCAAAUUGCAAAUUUGACCAUCCUAUGGGAACCCUUAUGUACGCAGCUGCAACCUCACCGACAGGUGAUGCGCCAACCAUGCACUACCAGUUGGCAUCCUCACCAGGGCAUUCUGAAAGAUUGCUCGAUGGAGGGUCCGGAAGGUCUCAUAGGAUUUCUCAAACUGAUUCCCAGCAAAUACCCUCCGGCAAUGGAAGCACUGAGAGAGAGGCGUCAUAAGCCGCCCUCCUCAGCCUUCCUUCAUGCUUAUUCCCAUUCUUGUCUCUUCAGUAAUUAUCUCCCAACACAUUCAAAAAGCUGAAGCUGUACAGGUCCUCGUCCAUCCUUCCUCCGCUGUUCUGAGCUUCUGCAUUCCAGUGCUUCGCCAUGUAUCACAUUCAGGCAGGAAAAAGUUCUUGCUUACCCCACCCUGUUGCCCGUUUGCCCUCUGAAAAAUAAAAGGGGUAACCAUUCAUAUUUAUCCGUACCGUACACAGACACAAGAUACACUCACUUUGUUGUAGUUAUACAGGUGACCUGCGGUGAACAAAGCUUACCAAACUGACUGUACUGGGGAUGCAACAUUUCUUCCUCUCUUUCCUUGCACUCUUCUUCCUUUUUAGGCAUUGGGGUAUGAGGGCAGGACGUGCUGCUCGUGCAAGUCUGCAUGUUCAAAACAGCGGGAAUAAUACCCUGCCUUCUAUGUAAUAAUUGUAAUCUAUGUAUGACCCACCGAAUUAUUUCUUCAAUAAGAGACGCCGAGCUCGGUUGUGGCCUGAGCCAUCUCAUCUAA
Molecule: messenger RNA, 2025 nt
Organism: Panicum hallii
Lineage: Eukaryota; Viridiplantae; Streptophyta; Magnoliopsida; Poales; Poaceae
Product: zinc finger CCCH domain-containing protein 66
Exons: 7
Coding region: 123-1472 (449 amino acids)
Molecular function (GO): metal ion binding; mRNA binding
Source: RefSeq, a predicted model, not a curated record